Messenger RNA from Meloidogyne enterolobii, 1600 nucleotides. NCBI's taxonomy places the organism in Eukaryota, Metazoa, Nematoda, Chromadorea, Rhabditida, Meloidogynidae. The record is from the annotation of a GenBank genome assembly.
UAGAGAGAAAAAUGUUGAGGAAAUAUAAUAAAAAAACAGGCGGCAGCUCGGAAAAGAUAAAAACGCAGCAUCGGCUAAUCAAAGUGCCACAUCACGCUUUUCGCGCAGCGCUACUCUCACUACCCCUUUUUGCCUUUAUUUUUUGCCGCUUGAUCAAUUAUUGCCAAUAUUACUCUAAUAGCUUUCUUAUUUUUUAUUUACUUCGGGAGAUUGUCUGUUAAUAAUUUUCUAUUUAGACUAACCUUCUGAUAAAAUCUUUAUGAGAUUAACUUUUAUAAUAUUGUUUAAAAUAUUUGUGUUAAUUUAUGCUGAUUCCUUAAAACAAUUAUUUGACCAGCCUAGAGAAGUAACAAUUAUUUCAACUAAAAAUGCUGAAAUACGCGUAAUUUCAAAUAAACAGAAUUUUUUUGUUAUGGGAGGUAUACUAGGACGCAUUGAUGAUCUUCUUCUGGAUAUCAAGCGUAAGACUGGCUUCUGGUUUAUUUUCAAAAACUAUGUGAGAGAGUUCUUCGGUGGAACUAAUUUGAAGAAAAUUUUGGAUGCAAUGAUGAUGGAUUUGCUUAAAUUGAAGGAGAACUUACGGAAAAGUCCGCCACACUAUAAAAAUAUCCGUAUUGAGCUCGGUCAACUCGAUGAAUUCGGAUUGAACAGAUUGGGUAAAAAUGGUGAGGGCAUCAAAUCACGAACAUUGGAUAAUUUUAGAGCAAUUAUUAACCCGUUGGUAAGUGAUAUAAAAAUGCAACUUAUAAUUGGCCAGUCAAUCACUAUAAAAGAAUUUGAAGGAAUUAAUAAAAAACUUGAAAAAGCAAUUUCAGAUCUUAAAGAUAAAUCUAAGAAAAUAAUAAAUGAAAAAAAUAUUAAAGGGAUAUUGGGUUUAAUUGGCAGAAACAUCACUGAAGCUCGGUUAAAUUUGUCGUCAAGAUAUAAAGAGAUUAAAUCUAAAAGAAUGGAGGCCUUGCCUCUGCGUUUCAGGCGAGGCUAUUUGGACCAAAUACUAAAAAGCAACAAUAUCGAUGAAGUUCAAUUGAUAAAACUGAGUAAUGAUGAAAUGAACAUAUGGCGUGCAAGGGCUAAAGAAGAUAAAGGAAGAUAUUCCGAUCGAAUAAAAAUUUUAUUAAAAUUUUUCAAGCAAAUAAAUGAUGCUAUUUCGCUAAUUGAAGCGGGCAUUGAGACUGCAAUGAAAUCACCAAAUCUAACGAAUAGUGUAAAACAAUUUGAACAAAACUAUUUAUACAUGAAAUUUGCACAAGUUCUUUUGAAGUUUCAUUAUAUCCUCAACAAACUCGUAUCAGCAAAAAUACUCGAGGAUGAUAACUUUCCAGAUGCAGGCGAGAUGUUGUAUGCUUGGGUAUUAAGAAGUGACGUUAUCGUUCCUUAUAUUGAACGCAUAAACGGGAAUUCAGGAUUGAAAACUUUUGAAGAUAAUCAAGGACAAGAGGAUAUUCAACAUUUGCUAUCACAAACACUCCACGUAUUUUGGGAAUUAAACAAACGGUAUAAAAUUCAGGAAAAGGUAAACAAUAUGUUAGGCACGUUUACACACGAUGUUGUAUUGUUAAAGACAAUGGAACUUCCACAUGUAAGUGAAAUUUUCUUUUAG